Stylonychia lemnae is the source of this 2466-nucleotide messenger RNA. The record is from the annotation of a GenBank genome assembly. NCBI's taxonomy places the organism in Eukaryota, Ciliophora, Spirotrichea, Sporadotrichida, Oxytrichidae.
AUGGAGGAUAAAGAAUUCCUUGAUUAUUUCAGAUAACUAGGACCACCAUCUAACCUCGAUUAAAUUAAGAUUGGAGCUUAAAAGAUUGUAAAUACUCUAGUUGCAAUUGGAACUGUCUCAGGUAGAAAAGGAUCUACUGAUGCCACAUCUAAAACUGCAGAAAUUGCUGAGAAAUCUCUAAAAUAAAAGUACUCAACAGGAGAUUUAGGAGAAAAGGUAUCUGCUGACCUUAAUUAUGCCUUGAAGAGACUUGUAAGAGGUCUAAAUUCAGAUAAUCAUGCAGUCAAGCAAGGUUUCUUCUUAGCCUCAGUAAUGGUUUUAAAUAAAUUCAAACAUUUGAUUGACUUUGAGAAAUAUCUUAAGUAUGUGUUCAAUGAGACCAAGUCUUCUGGGACUAUGAAAAGCUCUGAAAACAAUAACAACUCUAUCGGUAGAAUGAUGUGCAUAUCAGCUUGUGUUGAAGCUAGAAUAUUUAUUUCAGGAUCAACCGUUUAUCAGAAAUCACUUAAAGUUAUUGCUGGAUGUUUGGCUGAGCUUUAUUCAUAAAAUGAGUUUUUAUAAGAGUCUGUUGCUGCAAUCAUCUAAAAGAUGCUUCAUCUCUUAUUAGACUAAAAGUAAUUUUUAUUACAGACUAUCGAAAUUUUGAUGGAAUAACUUAUCGUGAGAAAAUCUGAUGAGAAAGCUAAAGGAGGUGUCGACAUUAAGAGUACUAUACUAACAGACUCAAACAAAGUUUCACUUUUCUUAAGAAUUAAAGAAGCAUAUCUCUAAGGAAUUUCUAAUGGAAUGGCUGCUGGAGAAUAUGCUGAUGUAUUCAAUUACAAAAUUUUGACUGAAAAAAAAAAUUUGAAGACUAUUUCAUAAUUGAUUUAGAAGUAAACAUACCUAUUCCCAAGACUUCAUACUAGUCUUCAACUCUUACUUAAUGAAAUAAAUCUGGAAUCAAAAGUAAGUGACAAGACAAAGAUCACAUAGUAAGUAAUUAUCUCAAUACUUGAAGAAUCAAACUUCAAUGAGGAUGUAUACUCUCAAUUAAGGAGUGUAACAAAGUUUAAAUUUUUACAUAUUGGUCUAAGAUUCUGGCAAAUGAUUGCUUAGAGCAUAAUGAAAUGGGAUAUAAAACAUCAAUCAAGAGAAUAGCUUCUUGAUUUGUUGCUUAGUCAGCCAUUCAUGAAAGUCCUUGUUAAAAAUGUUUAGAAUCAAAAGAAUUAACUACAUGAUGCAGCAAUUUCAGUGAAAGACACACUUUUCCAAUACAUCUAAAAUUCUAAUUUAUCAGGAGAGUAUGCUCUAAAGCUAGUCAAAUAGUUAUUUGGCCCAAAUAGUCUAUUAAGAUUCUCCCCUAAAAAGAAUUAAGAACUGCUUAAGGCAUUAACAACUAAGUUCGAGGAAAAAUAAGUAUCAGACUAUUUUGAGUUCUUAAAUUAGUUAUAUAAUGAUACUCCAGUAGAAGAUCAUUACCCAGGUACCUUAAACAAUGAAUAAAACAAAGCGGAGGAUUAAGAUGAUUCUGAUGAAGAAGAGGAAAAACCUUCAGAUGAAAACAUGAGAAAAGAUCUAAUCAAGACAUUUGCUCUAAACCAACUUGCUAAUUAUCCUUAAAUAUUUAGAACCUAACUUAUUGCAGAACAUGUAACCAAACUUAUUGAGGUAUUAGCAAGGGCUACUUAUUUCAGUCAAUAAGGUGAUAAGUAAAGUUAAGAUAUUCAAUAGCUAGGGUAGUUUAAGUUAUUUGGACUAGUAUAAAUUCUUCACAAAAUUAAGAUUGGUACUCUAGAUAAAGGAAUGAAGAAUGAAAAAGAUCUUUGGAUUUCAGAGAUCAACAGCUAAGUCUAAAAGCUUUCUUAGUAAUAUAAAAUCAAAUCAGAUUUGCUUUCUUAUCAUGCUGAAUGCCAGAAGUUUAUAAAGGAAUAAGUAUCUUCAAAGAGAUUAUAGCUUCAAAAGUAAAUAAAGAAAAAUGAUGAAGCUAGCAUAAAAGCAAAAGCCUAAUUUAAGAAAUUGAUUGCUUUUGAAAUGCUAUUUUAAAAUCUUUCAUUGUUAGUAUUGAUCCCAGGAGAAAAGCAAGUAGCUGAUGAAACAAAAUAAGAUAUAGAAGAGAUGAAGGUAGUUUUCUAAAAACUUAAAAUAACUGAAGAUACUCAAUAAAAUGGGAACAAAAGACAUAAAAAAGACUCAAAAAUUGACACUUAAUAGUCAGAAGCUCUUCAAGUUUUGAUUGAUUUCUUGAUUUCCUUGUUAACAAAGCAGCAAAGUUUCUUAAGAGAAAUCGCUAAUUUUGCUUUUAAAUAGUUUUGCACUUAAAUUACUCAAGCUUCUUUAAUGAAUAUGAUGGAGAUUAUAACAACUCCUAAUAUAGAAGCUAAUAAAAUGCUUUUUGACUAGGAUGAUUUAGAAGCAAAUGAUGAAGAGGCUGAAAAUGAUGAUCAAAUAGAUGAUGAUGAUGAAGAAGAAGAUGAGUCUGACUGA